GCGUGCGGCGGCGCCGGCUACGGGGGUCAUUGAGGGCCCGGCAGGGGGGACCAGGAGCACCCAAGGACAGAGGGGGGGACGGCCGGGGGGCUCAGGUACGGCGGCCGUGCCCGCCCGACGUGUGGAGCAGGUGGAGACGGGCCCGGUCAGCAGGCCUCGGCGAGAGGGAUCCCAGAUUACGGUGGCUAGCCCCUCAGCUGCUACGGCUGGCCACUUGCAGGAAGACCGCAGCAGAGUUACGCCUGGCAGGAAAGCGCCGGCAAAAUCCGCUCACGGGUCCAGGGCCCGCAGGGAGAGCGAAUCCGGCCCUGGGCCUUCGGCCGCCGGGACCGAGCUGCCCGGGGGGUCAUCAUCGGGGGAAGAGGGGCUGUGCGAGGACCAGUCGGAUGGGGAGCUGUCCGGUUCGGAGGAGGAGGUCGUGCCCAGGACGGUGCCUACAGCGAGGGAUUCCAGACGAUCGGCUGAUGGGAUUGCUUCCACGCAGCCCGGUACUGGACCUUUGUUGGUCUGGAUUUUGGGCCACUCUUACGUGGUUCGGGGGGGAAAACGGGCGGAGGCGCGCCCGACCGGUCGGCAACUGGGGAUUUCGAGACAGGAGGCGAGGGUACGGUGGUUGGGGGUACCCGGGAUGUUAUGGAGCAGAGUUGUGCCGGAGGUUCACAAAUGGGCACGUUUGGGACAGACCUCCGGAUGUGCUAGUGAUUCAUGCUGGGGGCAAUGAUCUUGGGGUGAGAUCUAUGCUGGAGAUAGCGCGGGAUAUUAAAUUCGACUUUCAGCGGCUCCGGUUGUCUUUCCCGGAGACGGUAGUGGUGUGGUCGGACAUGGUGGCUAGGACAUCGUGGAGGAUGGCGAGGUCGGUAGACGCGGUGAAUCGUGCGCGCAGGAAGCUGAACAGGAAUGUGGGGCGUUUUGUGCUAAGGAACGGGGGGCUGGUGGUUCGGCACCCGGAAUUGGAGGUUGACCCUUGGCGUUACCUCAGGAGUGAUGGUGUUCACCUCACGGACGUGGGGAUUGACAUGUGGGCUUUGCGCCUAGAGGAGGGGGUACAACAAGCAAUGAGGGUGUGGAGGUGCGCCCGAAGGUAAGGUGUUACCUUCGGGUGCUGGUGGCGGGUGUUUUUCGGACUUUGCAGGAGAAGAUAUUACCCCAAAGAUGGACACCAGUACCCAGUGG
This is a messenger RNA of Rana temporaria (common frog), 1173 nucleotides long. RefSeq lists its product as uncharacterized. The record is from RefSeq and is a predicted model, not a curated record. The transcript has 2 exons. Lineage: Eukaryota; Metazoa; Chordata; Amphibia; Anura; Ranidae. The coding region runs from base 387 to 1085 and encodes 232 amino acids.